Molecule: messenger RNA, 336 nt
Organism: Meloidogyne enterolobii
Lineage: Eukaryota; Metazoa; Nematoda; Chromadorea; Rhabditida; Meloidogynidae
Source: the annotation of a GenBank genome assembly
AUGAUUAUAAACCGGGACAAAAUAACAGAAAAACUAGACCAAGAAAUUCAAAAAAGACGUGAAAAAGUUGAAAAAUGGAGAGAACAACAGAAAAAACUUCAAGAAAAGAAGACUGCAGAAGGAACACUUCCCCCUCCAUUACCUGAAGAAGCCAAACCUUCCUCUUCGUGGACUUUGGAAGGAGAAGAUGACGAUGAAGACAAUGUAAUUGAAAAUGGGAAUGGAACUGUUAAAGAUGAAAAUAUGGGGGAAUUGGUUGGUAAUGGAGCGGUGAAUGAACAGAAUGAAGCAACAAAUGGAAAUAUUUUGAGUGAUGAAAGGUUUGUUGUCCUUUAA